This is a messenger RNA of Hyphopichia burtonii NRRL Y-1933, 1017 nucleotides long. RefSeq names its product Arc35p (gene ARC35). Gene Ontology annotation, molecular function: actin filament binding; structural constituent of cytoskeleton. The record is from RefSeq and is a predicted model, not a curated record. The coding region runs from base 1 to 1017 and encodes 338 amino acids. Gene Ontology annotation, cellular component: Arp2/3 protein complex; actin cytoskeleton. Gene Ontology annotation, biological process: actin filament polymerization; Arp2/3 complex-mediated actin nucleation. Lineage: Eukaryota; Fungi; Ascomycota; Pichiomycetes; Serinales; Debaryomycetaceae. The transcript has a single exon.
AUGUUACAAAUUGAACAGAAGAAUUUGUUGAUUGAGAAAACAUUAACCGAAAAGUUAUUCCCGGAAACGGAGAAUUCAAAAUCGUUAGACAGAAUAAUCACCGAUUUUGAUUUUACAACCUAUCAUAUUUCCACAUUACCAGAUAAUAAAAAUAUAUUGUUAAUUUCAAUAUAUUUGAAAUGUUGGGAAGAUUUAGUGAAAUACGGAGUUAUUGAAUACUUAAACGGGAAAUAUUCCCACUUUCAAUCAUUGACAAUUUUAAGCAAUAAUGAUAUUGAAGGGGGAUAUAAUUAUUCAUUAGUUUUAAAUGUUGAUGAUAUAAUUAAUGAAUCGGAAGAAUCAAAAUUACAAUUAAUUAGUGAAUUAUCAUUUUUGAAAAGACACUCUAUUGCUUCUGCUUUUGAAAAAGCUUUCAAUAGAUUUGAUGAAUUAAGUAAUAAAUAUGCUAAUUUGAAUACUUAUUCAGAAGAUGUCCAAUUAGAAUUAACAAAUGAACCAAUCUUAGUGAUCAAUUACCGUGGAUCUGAAGAAAGUAUCUACAUUAAGCCAUCUUUUGAUAGAGUUACUGUUAUUUUCUCUACUAUUUUCCAGGAUGAAACCGAUAAAAUUUUUGGUAAAGUUUUCUUACAAGAAUUUGUUGAUGCAAGAAAAAGAUCAGUUCAAACUGCUCCCCAAGUAUUAUAUUCCCAUAAGGAACCUCCUUUAGAUAUUCAAAAUGUCGUCAGCAAUAAAAACAACGAUAACAAAGGUUAUGUUACUUUUGUUCUUUUCCCAAGACAUCUUGUUAAAGGUGAUAGAAGAGAUAAUUGUAUUUCUCAUAUUCAAUUUUUUAGAAAUUACUUCCAUUAUCACAUUAAAUGUUCAAAAGCUUACAUGCAUUCAAGAAUGAGAUUCAGAGUGAAGGAGUUUUUGAAGAUUUUGAAUAGAGCUAAACCUGAAAAUGUUGAUGAUGAUGGUAAACUUAUUGAAAAUAGAAAAACCGCUAGCGGUAAAAGAUUCGAUAUUGGUAGAGUUUAA